Messenger RNA from Trichomycterus rosablanca, 637 nucleotides. RefSeq names its product apoptosis-associated speck-like protein containing a CARD. NCBI's taxonomy places the organism in Eukaryota, Metazoa, Chordata, Actinopteri, Siluriformes, Trichomycteridae. The record is from RefSeq and is a predicted model, not a curated record. The transcript has 3 exons. Bases 22 to 330 code for a protein of 102 amino acids. Gene Ontology annotation, biological process: innate immune response; regulation of apoptotic process; inflammatory response.
CAGCACCAAAACUGUAAAGAAAUGGGUCAAUCAAACGGACUUGAACAACAGGAUGCUGAAUUCAUUGAUCAGAAUCAGGACAAGCUCAUCCAGAGAGCCUGUGGUGUAGAUCCCAUCCUGGACCAGCUCCUGGGUUUAAAGGUCAUUAACGCUGAGGAAUACAGUGACAUCCAGGUGGAGAGAACAUCUCAGGAAAAAAUGAGAGCUUUAUUAAUGGGUCCAAUGAGGGCAGAUGGAGAUUCAGGAAAAGCUAAGCUGUACGAGAUCCUGAUGAAGGAGCAGCCACACCUGAUGGAAGAUCUCCAAGCUGCUUCUGGAAAUGUGCGUUAAACUGCAGAUUCUUCCUCAUGAGUCUGAACAUAAAUUUUUUAAUCUGGGAAAGUAUAGUAAACAAAAAAUAAUAGAGCCUCCACAGAUCCCCCAGACUCUUCUGGACCUUCUAUUUGGCUUCACCUUGCAGUUCCAAAGCUUUUUAAUAGGGUUUAAAUCAAGGAACUGGUGGUACUGGUACAUCAUUCUGCUUGUGUGGGAUUUGGAUUCAUGUGUGGGAUAACUUAUGUGUCUUAUGUAUUAAACUGUACUUUCUGUGUGUUGACUCAUGAGUAAAUUUUACUUUAAAUUGGAACACAAGCGUCUU